AUGGUAUCUCUCUCUCCAAAGCUGAGUGAUCUUGCCGAAUUCGCUUUGUUGGGAGAGAAUGAUGGCGACGGCGAGGUUAACAACAUAAAAGGAGCCGAGCAUUACAUUUGCCUGAACCAUGAUCUUACUCGUGUCAAAGCCAAGAAGAGAAUCAUUCGUUCAAUUUUGGAUCGGGAAACCGAUCUCCGUGCAGAAGGAUUCUCUGCGAAGUACAUUGAAGACGAACUUGCAGCGUUGUCUUUAACUCUGACGGACCUCACGAAGAACUUUGCCCGUUUUGUAGGUAUCGCCGACGAGAUUGCUGCAGCCUUGUCAGUGCGAGAUGAAGGGCACGCUUCUUCCUCCAGUAGCUGCAGUGACCCUGAAAUCUUGAGUGAUGUGCUUUCGUCAGCCUCCUCGUCGGAAGGCAACAGCAGCAUUGGCAGCAGUUCAUCGUUUCACGAUUGUGCCGAGAUCAUUCCUCACCCCAGCCUUAUCAAGCCCAAAGCCAUGCGCGUGACAGUUCCCAAACGAGUUGAGAAGAAGAGGAAGAAAGGCAAGAGCAAGGACAAGAAAAUGAGUCAGCUCUGA
Molecule: messenger RNA, 570 nt
Organism: Seminavis robusta
Lineage: Eukaryota; Bacillariophyta; Bacillariophyceae; Naviculales; Naviculaceae
Source: the annotation of a GenBank genome assembly